AUGGAAGUCGACUCGCUAGGUGGAAGCAAGUACUUGCUACUGAUCGUCGAUGAAGGCAGCGGAUGUAUGAAGGGUUUCAGUCUUCGCGCCAAGUCCGACAGCGUAGAGUGCAUCAAGAAGUACAUCAUGGCAGUACAGACGCGGUUUAACUACAAGGUCAAGUUCAUUCGACACGAUGGUGCACGCGAAUUUGCGGCGAAUUCGCUCAGGGCAUUUUAA
Peronospora matthiolae is the source of this 219-nucleotide messenger RNA. Lineage: Eukaryota; Oomycota; Peronosporomycetes; Peronosporales; Peronosporaceae. The record is from the annotation of a GenBank genome assembly.